Molecule: messenger RNA, 936 nt
Organism: Adineta steineri
Lineage: Eukaryota; Metazoa; Rotifera; Eurotatoria; Adinetida; Adinetidae
Source: the annotation of a GenBank genome assembly
AUGUCAGAAGAAAUUCAAUCAUUAUCAAUAGAGAAUAAGUUUCCAUUACAAGGUGUUGUCAUUUUUGUUAGUCAACAAUUAACAAAAAAUAGAACGACUUUACAUCAGCAAUGUACAGAACUUGGUGGAAAAUUUGUUUGGGUAUUUGAUGUACCUUUUACUCAUUAUAUAUGUCAAGGAAAAUUGAGUAAAAGAGGAAAAGAAUAUAAAAAAGUUGAAGAAUAUCGAGCAACAUGUGUACAUCCAGCAUGGUUGAAAGCUUGUCAGAAAUUUGGACAACGUGUAGCUGAAAAAUUAUAUGCUACUACUUAUAAUCCAAAUCGAUCUUUAAAUUUUGUUUCUGAAGAUGAUGAUGAUGAUGAAGACGAAGAGAAUCAUGUUCCUUCAUUAACAACAAUGAAACCUGUAAUAACUUUGAAACGUGUACAAACUUCUCGUAUUAUACCAAUUAUCGAUAAAAAACAAAAAUCUCAUAUUGUCACAUCAAUUCCGACUACUCAACUUUUAUCAUCAUCAUCUCAAGUCAUUCCAUCGUCUUCAAAACCAUUAUCACAAAUUUCGAAUGAAGCAGAAACAAUGCUUAAUGAUCUUGAAUCAUCGCUAGCACAAUUUCUUACUAAUAAUAGCAAUACUAGUACAAUUAUGUCUCGGUCAAUAAUCAAUGAUGAUGAACAAAAUAGAAAAUCAAUUCAAAUAAUUCGAUCAAUAAGUAAUAUUACUGAUGAUAACAUUCAUACUGAUAUCGAACAAUCGAUGCGUGUCGAAUGGCUCGAUGAUGCAAUGCAAGCUGAACGUAAAAAAAUGAUAGAUGAAGAUGAAAAUGGUACUAGCAGUCAACAACAAAUACAAUCUGGAGAAGCACAAAUUAGACAGAAACGACCUCUAGUCGACUCGAAUUUUGAUCACUCUUUUAACAAAAAAAAAUGUCGAAUCUAA